This is a messenger RNA of Australozyma saopauloensis, 546 nucleotides long. RefSeq lists its product as uncharacterized. Bases 1 to 546 code for a protein of 181 amino acids. The transcript has a single exon. Lineage: Eukaryota; Fungi; Ascomycota; Pichiomycetes; Serinales; Metschnikowiaceae. The record is from RefSeq and is a predicted model, not a curated record.
AUGCUGGUACUGUACUGGUGUGUGCUGGAGCGUGGCUACCAAUGUGUGUUUGUAUGGGUCCUGUUUGUUGCGGGAUAUGCGAGAAAGCGGCUGCAAAGGGCCCAAUCGUGCAGCAGUGCAGAUACGGGUGGUUCUGUCGAAGAAACAGUGUUUCGUUGGUUUUUUUAUUUAAUUCAUUGCAGAAUCUUUUUGCAUUUGCUCAGGAGAUGGAUGCUGGCCCCCAAAAAAAUUCUGUGGAUGGGCUCUUCGGUGUUGCGUCCCCCAUUUCCUCUUUCCUUCCGCAGCAUCGCUUCCCGUUGUAGUAGCCUUUUCUCUCAUUCCAGUGUCUGCACGUCUUUUUUUGUGCUUCCACACAGGAUGCAAUCUUUGCAGCCGCUUCUUGACACAAACAAUGGCUACUUGACGCAGCUAUUUGUUUCUGGGUCGCUCACUCACAAACGUUUCAUCGCAAGGGACUCUGUGCUUUUGUCGUUCUGCCAUUCUGUCGUUCUAUAUGUGCUCCAGUUCUCUGUCGCUGCCAUAGACUCUCAGUUCUGCCGUCUCUGA